Messenger RNA from Chaetomium fimeti, 1091 nucleotides. RefSeq lists its product as uncharacterized. The transcript has a single exon. Bases 167 to 1000 code for a protein of 277 amino acids. Lineage: Eukaryota; Fungi; Ascomycota; Sordariomycetes; Sordariales; Chaetomiaceae. The record is from RefSeq and is a predicted model, not a curated record. Gene Ontology annotation, molecular function: biliverdin reductase [NAD(P)H] activity; riboflavin reductase (NADPH) activity.
AAUAAAAUAGCAACAACACCAAAAAGAAAAGCAUCCAUCACCACCAACAGCACCAAAAACAGAAACAUCUCUGCGCCAACAACACCCCACGUCCCAACCAACCAGGAUAACCACCCAACAGAGCAGGCAUCUACCCGGAACACAACCACCCAUCAACCACCACACCAUGACCACCAUGACCACCCCCACCCCCCCAAACCAAAACGCAAAGAAAACAAUCCUCUUCCUCGGCGCCACCGGCGGCGUCGCCCUCUCCGCGCUCCGCCGCUCCCUCGCCGCAGGGCACACCUGCAUCGCGCUCUGCCGGACCCCAGCCAACCUCACCGCCCAGCUCGAUCACACCACGUGGUCCAACCUACACAUCAUCCAGGGCGACGCGCACGACGCUUCCACACUACACGCCUGCCUGCGCACGCCCGCAACUGAGGACGGUAAGGAGGGUGGACGGGUGGUGGACACGAUCGUGUCGUCGCUCGGCGCGAAACCGACGUGGAAGGGCAUCUCGGACGCGCACGUCUGCGAGAAGGGGAUGGUGGCGCUGCUGGAGGCGCUGAGGCGGCGGCGGGCCGAGGAUGGGGAUGGGGAUGGGGAUGGGGAUGCGGCCCGAGGGAAGAAGGUGGUGGUGCCGCGGCUGGUGGCGGUGACCAGCACGGGCAUCUCGGACGUGGCGCGCGACGUGCCGCUGCCGCUGAUGAUGCUGUACCGGGCGCUGCUGCACACGCCGCACGCGGAUAAGAAGGCGAUGGAGGGGUUGGCGGUGGCGGCGGGCAAGGCUGGGGAGGUGGAGUGGACGUUUGUGAGGGGCAGUUUGUAUACGAAUGGGCCCGAGACGGAGGGGCUGGUGCGUGUUGGUGUCGAGGAUCCGGUGAAGGGGGUUGUGGAGAAGGAGGCGAUGGGGUAUACCAUCAGUCGGGAGGACGUGGGGAAGUGGGUGUUUGAGGAGUGUCUGGAAGGGGAUGGGAGGCAGUGGGUUGGGAAGGCGGCUAUUCUGACGUAUUAAGGGAGGCUGGGUGUGCAUGUGUAGGACUUGGAGCUUUUUGCAGGAUGCUGGCGUUGAGGUUGGCUCAGACAGUGUGGGAUUAAUAGAUAAU